GUGCAGCUCACCGUCAGACUUUGCAAAACUCUCAAUGCUCCGGACCGCCAUUCACGAUGUGUUUCUUCACAGAUCGUUAGUUGUCCGUGUCCGCUAUGUGUCGACACCCUCAACCUCCGCAACGCCCUCGUCAACCGCAAAGGAUUUCCCUCCAAUUCUUCCUCAGAGAAAACACAAGAUAGAUCUUCAUCCAGCUCCUAAGAGGAUUGAAUCAGCUUCGCAGCCAACGCCACAACCCACGCCAAUAUCGUCCCGGAAACCUGUCGCCACUUCGCCUUCGCCCCCAGAACCCCCAAAGAAAGAAGAUGAUGGUGUUAAAAUGACCAUACAGCGAGAUAUUAAGCAUGCUGAGGAUCUUGGCAUUCUCAAACCCGCUUCUCCAGACGCAACCGUCUUUCGGAAACUCAUACAUUCUACAUGGGAACUCACGAAAUUUUAUUUUCGAGGUGCAAAACUCAUCUACGCUCGCCAGGGAGAAAUAAAGGCAAUUAAGAAGCGGGCUAGCAGUGGAGGUGCUCCAAUAACUAGGUUUGAGGGUAGAUUGAUUGAAACACAAAGACGAGACAUUAACAAAGUCAUCCCUUUCCUUGUCAUCGCCGUCCUCUUGGAAGAAGUCAUUCCUAUCAUUGCAAUUUACGCUCCUUUCAUGUUACCCUCCACAUGUCUGCUCCCCGCCCAACGAGAACGGAUUGAGGGCAAGAAGGCUCUCAAAGCACUUUCCACCAUAUCCUCAGCACGUCCAUUGUUUCUGGCCUUGCAAGCCAAGUCUCAAGAUGGGAAACUGCCUCUGACGGCACUGAGAGAGCCAGGUUCAGCAACUAUGGUGUGCAGUAUCCUGCGGCUACCGACAUUCGGUAUAGAUCUCCUACGGUUAUGGCGUAUACGUCGGCAUCUGCGCUUUAUCAGUAAUGACGACCGUCUGUUGAUACAUGAUGAUGUUCUGAAAACACUGACGAAGGAGGAUCUCUAUCAGGCCGUGGCUGAACGCGGGUUCGUAACUCAGGGGCUGAGUUUGAAGGACAGCCAGGCGCGCCUAAAGUGGUGGCUAGAUUCUGUGAAAGACAGUCCACCAGAAGACGGUGUUUCGCGGCGUCUUUCGCUAUUAAUGGAACGAAGGUAG
Messenger RNA from Marasmius oreades (fairy-ring Marasmius), 1120 nucleotides. RefSeq lists its product as uncharacterized. Gene Ontology annotation, molecular function: ribosome binding. Bases 35 to 1120 code for a protein of 361 amino acids. The record is from RefSeq and is a predicted model, not a curated record. The transcript has 6 exons. Gene Ontology annotation, cellular component: mitochondrial inner membrane. Lineage: Eukaryota; Fungi; Basidiomycota; Agaricomycetes; Agaricales; Marasmiaceae. Gene Ontology annotation, biological process: intracellular monoatomic cation homeostasis.